Molecule: messenger RNA, 597 nt
Organism: Maudiozyma saulgeensis
Lineage: Eukaryota; Fungi; Ascomycota; Saccharomycetes; Saccharomycetales; Saccharomycetaceae
Source: the annotation of a GenBank genome assembly
AUGCCAAAGGUUGCCAUUAUCAUUUACACUUUAUACGGACACAUUGCUGCUACUGCCGAAGCUGAAAAGAGAGGUAUUGAACAAGCAGGUGGUUCUGCUGAAAUCUUCCAAGUUCCAGAAACUUUAACUCCUGAAGUUGUCAAGGCUCUAGGUGGUGCUCCAAAGCCAGAUUACCCAAUUGCCACUAGAGAUACUCUAACUGAAUAUGAUGCUUUCUUAUUUGGUAUCCCAACUAGAUUUGGUAAUUUCCCAGCUCAAUGGAAGGCUUUCUGGGAUGCUACAGGUGGUCUAUGGGCUAAGGGUGCUCUACAUGGUAAGAUUGCAGGUUGUUUCGUCUCAACAGGUACUGGUGGUGGUAAUGAAUCAACUAUCAUGAACACUCUAUCUACUUUAGCUCAUCAUGGUAUUAUUUUUGUUCCAUUAGGUUACAAGAACGCCUUUGCAGAAUUGACUAACCUAGAAGAAGUCCAUGGUGGUUCUCCAUGGGGUGCAGGUACUAUUGCCGGUGCAGAUGGUUCAAGACAACCAACUGACUUGGAAUUGAAGAUUCAUGAAAUUCAAGCUAAAACUUUCUACGACACUGUUAAGAAGUUUUAA